AUGAUCGCACGAACAAAUCAAGGCUAUCACAGAAUCCAUCAUAGUCCGAUUUUCGUGAAAUUUACGAAAAUGCUAUUGAAUUCAAGUAGCUACGAGCUACAGCAUCCUAACGCGGACUUUGAAAUAUACGAAGACAAGGUUAUGUCAGCACGUGGUCGGCUUCGCACAUUGCGUAACGAGUUGCAAGCACCGGUUAAAGAGGAGCAGUCAAUCUCUCUUGCGAAAUUAGUUGAACAGCAAGCAUCAUUUUUGCAACAGUUCACGGCGGCGCCCAUACAGGCAGCUGCACCCAAAGAAAGCGACUUGCCAAAAAUUAUUAUACCGCCGUUUACGGGCCAGUAUAAGGCGUGGCCGUCGUUUAAAGACCUCUUUGUUAGUGCUGUCCAUGAAAAAGCUAACCUCACUAACACGCAGAAGUUCCACUAUCUGAAAUCAUUUUUAGAGGAAGAGGCCGCGCGAAUGUUUAUGCAUAUUCCAGUGACUGAUAAGUCUUACGAUACGGCAUGGGCACGGUUAAACGAACGAUACGAUCGACCGCGUCAUAUUGUCGCAUCAUUUAUUGAAACCUUUGUGGCACUGUCCUCAACCAUUAAUGAGGAUGUAAAAGCUUUACGCAAAAUUUCUGCUGGUGCCAACGAGGUUAUACGAGGCUUGGACGCUAUCGGAAGGGGUGGGCGCGACUGCUGGCUGAUCUACUGGCUGGAGUCCAAGUUAUACACUGAAUCAAGACGUAAGUGGAUUGAGGAGAGCAAAGAGGUUAGUGUGCCUACAAUUACUGAUUUUUUUAAGUUUUUGGACUCUCGCUGCGAGGAACUUGAAUUGACACACCCAAAGCCCUCUUUAGAUGGCAAGAUCUCCUCACCAUCCAGCAACAAAUUACGUAACUCUACCGCACGGGCAUUUGUUUCCAUCGACGAUUGCAGCGCAACUCAUAAAUGCAUCAAAUGCGGUUCCACGAAUCACACAAUUCAAAAAUGUCCAACCUUUUCAAGCAUGUCUUUUCAAGAUCGUCGUCUGCUAGUCAAAGACAAAUCGCUCUGUUUCAAUUGCCUAAGGGCAGGGCAUACGUCGAGUACAUGUGUAUCUAAGUUUCGUUGCAGACGUUGCAACCGACGACACCACACUAUGUUACACGCCGAGUCUUCUGGGCCGAUUCCGGAAGUACCGUCAACAGCACCGGCAGCAUCACCACAUGUUUCAGUGACACCCGUUGCGUCCACAACAGCAGAUGAAGCCUGGAAAUCUUAUCUUAAUGUGAUAGCACAUCUACUUUGUUCGAAAUGCAUGCAAUUGAUAUCACGAAAUAUGCCACACGUUCAAUAA
Molecule: messenger RNA, 1323 nt
Organism: Rhagoletis pomonella (apple maggot)
Lineage: Eukaryota; Metazoa; Arthropoda; Insecta; Diptera; Tephritidae
Exons: 3
Coding region: 1-1323 (440 amino acids)
Molecular function (GO): zinc ion binding; nucleic acid binding
Source: RefSeq, a predicted model, not a curated record